Messenger RNA from Candoia aspera, 2719 nucleotides. Its product is annotated as intercellular adhesion molecule 5-like. NCBI's taxonomy places the organism in Eukaryota, Metazoa, Chordata, Lepidosauria, Squamata, Candoiidae. The record is from RefSeq and is a predicted model, not a curated record. Gene Ontology annotation, molecular function: integrin binding. Bases 965 to 2599 code for a protein of 544 amino acids. Gene Ontology annotation, biological process: cell-cell adhesion. Gene Ontology annotation, cellular component: plasma membrane. The transcript is spliced from 8 exons.
GCACACGUACUGCAGAUGGGACUUAGAAGUAGAAUGUAUGGAGGCAACAUGGUAACUCAUUGAAACUUCAAGCCCUCAGAAUGACUAUGAAGGACAAAUAUGACCACAGAAUACCUGUCAACAUACGUUUUUCUUGGGGGAAAAAAGGCUUUUUGUUUCUAUCAUGCUGGGACCCAGAUUCCUUGACAGAAAGACUGAUGGACCUUAAGAUACAGAAGGCUGAGAACCACUGAUUUUAGAGUGUAAUAUUCUUUUGUGAGAAAUAGAAAAUGCAGUCACACAUGCUGAAGGACUGUUCUUGGACAGAAAGAAAUACAUUUGUGCCAGAAGAAAACCCUGUGCAAAAGAGUAACUUUUUCCCCAUCUCCUCUUAAUGAAUGGGUGAGUACCUUGAUGGGCCAGGCAGGAACAGGGUGACCUUUGGCCAUUCAUUUCAGCUUGGAGAAUGAAAGGGACAUGAUCAUAUGAGCACAUAUGUCCAGCCUGGGAAAAAUGGGUGACUUUCCUCCCUUCCCCUUUUAACAUGCCAUUGAAGUCCUUUAAUUCUGAAAUACCAGGACUUGAAAGAGGAGGGGGUUGGAAGUCAUGAGACAGCAAGGCCUUUGAGAAAGAGGAUGGGACAUGCUGGUUCCCAGUGGUGGGGCUCCAGGAACAGUGCCCAGGCAUUCAGCCUACACACAGCAUGUCUACCUUGGAGUGGAGGUUGCUGAGUUGUAACAUGCUGUGAAAUCUCUCAGCUCCCUCCCACGCUCAGUCCUUUAUUUGUGACCCUGAGAAGAAGAAAAAAAUCUGGAUGUUUGAAAGAACUACUGCAAGCUUUUUAGUUUCAAGGAAAAGGAAAAGAAAAAAGGGCAGGUAGAAAUAUGGGUGAUUUUGGCAUCACGUAUAGACCAAGCUGCGCUGGUAGACAGAAUAAUGGAAUCCACCCAGACCAGAACCCAACCCAAGAGACUGAGAGAUCAACAUGCAGAGAUUUCUCUUCUUUCUUGCUGUAGGAGCCUGGGCUGUUACUCAAGGCACAGCAGAGGAAGACUUUGUGAGAAUUUGGCCAGAAAAUCCUGUGGUAGAAUUCGGAGGUUCUCUUGUGCUAAACUGCAGUGCCAGUUGUGAAAAUAUUGGUCUUGAGACGGCCUUCACAAAGGUUCCCAUUGGAGAGGGACCCAGUUGGAGAGCAUUUAAUCUCAGUGAUGUCAAUCACUGGGCAGCCAGUCCAUUGUGCUACGCUGACUGUGGGAGUGAACAGAAGAAAUCUCCAAAGGCAAACAUCAUUAUUUAUAAACCUCCAGACCAUAUCAAACUGGAUACAGUUCCAAAGAUGGAAGUGGGCAAGCCGUAUAACUUGACGUGCUGGGUUUCUGCUGUAGCCCCUAUCCAGAACCUCACUGUGACCUUGUUGAAAGGGGCAGAGCAACUUCUGGUAAAGACCUUUGAGCAUCAUACUGAACCUGAAGCUGGUCCUGUUGCGGUGAGCCAUCGCAUUAUAGCUCAGCAGAGUGACCACAACAAGACAGUCACCUGCCAAACAUCCCUGGAUCUGAGACCAAGAGGGCCACUCCUGAAAAACAUAUCCCACAGCAUAUCAUUAGAAAGUUUUGAUUUUGCAGGUGCUCCCCAGCUCCACGCUGACCUGUCCUUAGAAGCUGGGACCAAGAUGAAAGUGACGUGUGACGCACCUCAGGUUUCCCCAGCCGAAGAGGCCAUGUUUCAUCUGUGGUUUGCAAGGAGGCCUGUGACCUUCAACACCAGUGUGAUGGGGGACGAAGCAAGUGCCCAGGCUGUGGUGACCUCUUCCUCAGUUGGAGAGCAUGAGUUGAUCUGCACGGUCUCUCUGGGGCCAGUGACCAAAAACGCAAAGAAGACGGUGAAUGUGUUUGCUUUACCAAAGCCUGUCUUGCAGAUUGACAAUUCAGAAGCUGUCAUCAAUCAAACGGUGAACAUUACAUGUGGUGCUGAUGGCAACGCAUCCCCCGGUUUUAAAAUGCAGAUCAGGGAUGCUGCGAACAUCUUAGCAUCCAGCAAUCAAGACCAACGUUUCCUGCAGCAUGCAGUGAUCACGCAGGAAGAGGAUAAUGGGAGGGAAUUCAUCUGCCAAGUAACCCUGAUUGUUGAUGGGCACACCGAGGAAAGACGCAUAUCCCAAAACCUCACCGUCUUCUAUGGGCCCCGAACUGAUGAUUCCAACUGUCCCCAUACGCUGACCUGGAAGGAGGGAAGUUUGACAUCAUUUACCUGCUCAGCCUUGGGAAACCCCAAACCAACUGUUCAGUGCUGGAAAGAUGGGAGACCUUAUAACAUUGGGGAACCACAGCUGGUCCAGAGAGAGCAUGAUGGCAUCUAUCACUGUAAUGCUACCAACCAGUAUGGCUCUGACAUUAGAAAUGUGACUGUACACGUUGAAUCUUCCAAGGCCGAUAUCUCUGGGAUUAUCAUAGGAAUACUGGUACCUGCUGUGAUAGUUAUUUGCUUAGGGGCGGUGGCUUUUUACAUCAACAGGAGGAAAUGUGGGAUAUACCAUUUCUGGAAACAUCAGCGGCCACCAUCGCAAGCAACAGGAAUCUCAGAGGAGCUAGCCUGCCUGAAUAGCAACCCCAGUGUCUAAGUGGAUGCUGGUUGUUACAGACUGAAGAGCGACAUCAACCAUACCAGCAGGACAGUAGCUUCAGCAGGGACUGUCACUUGACUUAAUACUGAGGAAAAAGCAAUAGAAAAGUGUUCUUUG